CUCUUUUGGGGCAGCGCGCGAGGGUUUCGAGCGCGGGGGCCGCGGGCGAGGGCGCCGAUUUCUUUCCAGGACUAGCACGAACACCACCAGCGGCGGCGGCGAUCCAGCAUGCCGAAGAACAAGGGAAAGGGAGGGAAGAACCGGAAGCGAGGUAAGAACGAGGCGGACGAUGAGAAGCGCGAGCUCGUGUUCAAGGAGGACGGGCAGGAGUACGCGCAGGUGAUCCGGAUGCUGGGCAACGGGCGCUGCGAGUCGAUGUGCAUCGAUGGGAUCAAGCGGAUGUGCCACAUCCGGGGCAAGAUGCACAAGAAGGUGUGGAUCGCGGCGGGGGAUAUCAUUCUGGUGGGGCUGCGGGACUACCAGGAUGAUAAGGCGGAUGUGAUCCUCAAGUACCAGCCCGACGAGGCGCGGCUGCUCAAGGCGUACAACGAGCUGCCCGAUAACAUCCGGCUCAACGAGGGGAUUGCCAGCGUCAUGGACGACGAGGAGGAGGGCGGCGACGAUUACAUCGAGUUUGAGGACGAGGACAUCGACAAGAUCUAAGAGGGCAGCUAAGCACUGCUUUGUUUCUAUAUAUCUCUCUCCUCUUCUAUUCUACUAGGAAGCACGAGAACAAAGAGUCAAUGAGAGAAAUCUUCAUUGAUCGACCCAAUUCAUCUCUA
Selaginella moellendorffii is the source of this 662-nucleotide messenger RNA. Its product is annotated as eukaryotic translation initiation factor 1A. Gene Ontology annotation, cellular component: cytoplasm. Bases 109 to 543 code for a protein of 144 amino acids. NCBI's taxonomy places the organism in Eukaryota, Viridiplantae, Streptophyta, Lycopodiopsida, Selaginellales, Selaginellaceae. Gene Ontology annotation, molecular function: RNA binding; translation initiation factor activity. The record is from RefSeq and is a predicted model, not a curated record. The transcript has a single exon. Gene Ontology annotation, biological process: translational initiation.